AUGCAUGAGCUAUAUUGUUCUUAAAAUAUGAAAAAAUGUAUUAUAUGCGAAGUAAGUUUCGAUUUCAAUAAUCAAGAGGAACAUUUAAAUUAUCAUCUUUAAAACACAUGUUAAAAUUGCAAAAUUUUUUAAAGUAAAAUUGUCAUAUAUAGUAACUCAAUUAGAAGAUCUUACUCAUCAUAAAUGUUUAUAAUGCCAAUUUUGUUCUUAAUUUUAUUAAAAAGAAGAACUUUAAAAUCAUUUAGAAUAAUGUAAACUUCUUAAAACAAAAUGUAUCUUUUGUGGAGAAGCCAUAUAAAACAAGCUUUUGGAAUUACAUAAACCUUAUUGUUAGGAAUAAUAUGAUAAAGGCAAAUUUUAAUGUGUUUAUUGUAAAGAAAAAUUUAAUAGUAAUAAUUUUCAUAUCAUCUAGGUUAAUAAAGUUUAAGCAAUCAUCAAAAAAUAUGUGAAAAUAAUUAAAAUCUAUGUCCAUAUUGUAAUUUAAGUUUGAUGAGCUAUUAUAAGGAUGAACAUAUUAAAAUUUGUGAGAGUAGAACUGAACCUUGUUCAUUUUGUAACUAAAGGAUUUUAUUAAAGAAUAAACCAGCUCAUGAGUUAAGUUGCUUUUAAAUUUAAUAAAAUUUUGUCUUUAAUUAAAUAGAAAUUCAUCAAACAACAAAACUUUAAUAUGAAUAAAUUACAGAUGAAUAUUUAGAAGAAUACCUAAAAUUAAAUGAUUCAGACAAUUGA
Molecule: messenger RNA, 729 nt
Organism: Paramecium pentaurelia
Lineage: Eukaryota; Ciliophora; Oligohymenophorea; Peniculida; Parameciidae
Source: the annotation of a GenBank genome assembly